AUGGUUCAGGGCAACAAGGUCUACGUUGGCAACACAUUCGCGCGCGAUUUGGACCAGAACGAGAUUCAAGAGCUGAAGGAGUUUGAGAAGAAGCAGACUGUCUACCAGGAAUACGUCCAGAAGCAGAUUCAAGCGCAAGUGAGCAAUCUGUUCGGCGGUGCCGACUUCUUCUCAUCGUUCUUCAACGGCGGAUCUGAGAAAGGCUCUUCAACCACCACUGUGGCCCCAGUGCUUCCUGAAGAUGCACCAGAACAACCAGCUGUGCCCAACUUCUGCACAAGGAUCUAUUGA
This is a messenger RNA of Ostertagia ostertagi, 291 nucleotides long. NCBI's taxonomy places the organism in Eukaryota, Metazoa, Nematoda, Chromadorea, Rhabditida, Trichostrongylidae. The record is from the annotation of a GenBank genome assembly.